This is a messenger RNA of Achroia grisella, 3146 nucleotides long. Its product is annotated as calpain-1 catalytic subunit-like. Gene Ontology annotation, cellular component: cytoplasm. The record is from RefSeq and is a predicted model, not a curated record. The transcript has 18 exons. Gene Ontology annotation, biological process: proteolysis. The coding region runs from base 74 to 2896 and encodes 940 amino acids. NCBI's taxonomy places the organism in Eukaryota, Metazoa, Arthropoda, Insecta, Lepidoptera, Pyralidae. Gene Ontology annotation, molecular function: calcium-dependent cysteine-type endopeptidase activity.
UGCGGCGUGCGAGUGCGGGCGGGCGGCGCGAGGCGCGCGGCGGGCGGCGGUGAUGGUGAGCGUGUGAGCGCGCAUGAAGAAGUUCGUGCGGACGCGCGGCGCGGAGCCGCACCGCCUGCUCAACGGACACGCGUCCGCUCACAAUGGUACCAGCGGUGUGGGGGUGGCGGGCAGCGCCCGCGGUCACGGCGACCACCUCUCCACUCUCUCCAGGUACUGGAGCGAGUCGGAGGGCUCCGGCGGCAGCAGGCCUCCGCCGCCGCAGCUGUGGGAGGACGCGCAGUUCCCGGCCACGUGGCGCGCGCUCGGAGACAAGCGCUACGCUGCCGGCGUGCGCUGGAUGCGACCACACGAGCUGUGUGCGAGGCCCUCGUUCCUCGGAGACGAGACAGUGGAGCGGCGCGACGCAGGCGACGCAGGCGACGACGCAGACUCUACGUCGUCCGACGAAUACUACGCAGCCCGGUGGGAGGUGGGGGAGGCGGGCGAGGUGUCGGACGCGCACGUGUGCGGCGCAGUGGCCGCGCUGGCGCUCACCCCGCGGCUGCUGUCGCCCGUGUGCUGGGUGGCGCGCGUCGCGCCGACGCGCACGUGUGCGGCGCUUCCGCGCACACUGCUGUCGCCCGUGUGCUGGGUGGCGUGUUCAGGUAUAGAGUGUGUGGUGACACACACACAGCACGCGCACGUGUCGCUCUCCUGUCGCCCGUGUGCUGGGUGGCGUGUGUAUAGAGUGUAUAGAGAUCAAGUGUGUGGUGAGAAGGUGGGGGAGGCGGGCGUGUCGGACGCGCACGUGUGGGAGGUGGGGGAGGCGGGCGAGGUGUCGGACGCGCACGUGUGCGGCGCAGUGGCCGCGCUGGCGCUCACCCCGCGGCUGCUGUCGCCCGUGUGGGGGAGGCGGGCGAGGUGUCGGACGCGCACGUGUGCGGCGCAGUGGCGCGCUGGCGCUCACCCGCGGCUGCUGUCGCCUAGAGUGUGUGGUGACCGCAGGUGGGAGGUGGGGGAGGCGGGCGAGGUGUCGGACGCGCACGUGUGCGGCGCAGUGGCCGCGCUGGCGCUCACCCCGCGGCUGCUGUCGCCCGUGUGCUGGGUGGCGUGGGAGGUGGGGGAGGCGGGCGAGGUGUCGGACGCGCACGUGUGCGGCGCACGCGGCGCUCACCCCGCGCUUGUCGCCCGUGUGCUGGGUGGCGUGUGUAUAGAGUGUAUAGAGUGUAUAUUGGGGGAGGCGGGCGAGGUGUCGGACGCGCACGUGUGCGGCGCAGUGGCCGCGCUGGCGCUCACCCCGCGGCUACUGGCGCGCGUCGCGCCGCCGCACUCCUUCCGCGCACACUACUGCGGCGCCUUCAGUUUCAGAUUUUGGAUAUUCGACACAUGGCGCGAGGUGACCGUGGACGACCGGCUGCCGACGCGCGGCGGUCGCCUCCUGGGCAGCCGCGCCGCGCUCGCGGACGACUUCACGCUGCCGCUGCUGGAGAAGGCGUACGCCAAGCUGUACGGGUCGUACCGCGCGCUGCGCGAGGGCAGCUCGGCGCGCGCGCUGCAGGACCUGACGGGCGGCAUCGUGCAGAGCUUCUGCCUGCGACGGCAGCCGCGCGCGCUGACGCUGCAGGUGCUGCACUCGGCGGUGCCGCGCUCCACGCUGGUGGUGGCGGCGCCGGGCGCGGCCUGCGUGACCGGGCUGGCGCGCGCGCGCGGCGCCGGCCCGCUGGUGCGGCUGCGCGCCCCCGCCCCCCGCCGCCCGCCCGCCCUGCCCGCAGCCGACCGCGAGCUGCUGCAGCGCGCCGACCACCCCGCCGACUUCUGGAUGUCGUUCGCGGACUUCGCGCGGGAGUUCAGCCGGCUGGAGCUGGUGCACGUGGGGCCCGACGACUGGACCGGCGAGCCCGCGCUGCACGCCCGCCGCCCCUGGCGCGCCGUGCUCGCCCGCCGCCGCUGGCGCGCCGGGUACAACGCCGGCGGCCCGCCCUCCUGCCGCGACACGACGGGCACCAACCCGCGGUUCCACGUGCAGAUCCCGCGCGCGGAGGCGGGCGGCGCGCGCAAGUGCCACGUGGUGGUGUCGGUGACGCAGCAGUACGCGCCGGCCGCGCGCCGCCUGCACGCCGUCGGGUUCGCGGUGUACGAGCUGCCGGCCGCCGCCGCGCCGCGCCCCGGCUCCCCGCUCGGCCUGCGCGCGCUGGACGUGACGCACGAGAGCCGCGCGCGCGAGGUGGUCACGUUCUUCACGCUGCCGCCGGGACAGUACCUGGUGGUGCCGCACACGCGCCGCCCCCACACUGACGCCGCCUUCCUGCUGCGCAUCCUCACCGACCAGCACACAGACGUCUGGGAAGUAAAUGAGGACAACAUGAUCAUCAGAGACAUAUCGUCAGAGUUUUUGGAAGACGAGCACACUAUACCGGCGGAGAUACGGGCGGCCGUCACUAAAUUUAUCGGGAAGCGGGGCAUCGAGGAGGUGGACGCGGCGCGGCUGCGGGCGGCGGCGCGGGCGGCGGGCGGGUGGCGGCCGUCGCUGGAGGCGUGCCGCGCGCUGGUGGCGCUGCGCGACGCGGCGGUGAGCGGGCGCGUGGCGGCGGCCGAGCUGCCCGCGCUGCUGGCGCUGGUGGCGGGCUGGCGGCUCGCGUUCCUGCAGGUGGCGGGCGGCGGGCCGUGCGGCCGCGCCUGCUCCUCGUACCGGCUGCGCGCGCUGCUGUACGCGGCCGGCCUCACCGCCUCCAACAAGGUGCUCGAGUGCCUCGUGCUGCGGUACGCGCGCCGCUCGCGCCUCUCCGCCGACGCCUGCGUGCUCGCGCUCGCCCGCCUCCACCUCGCGCACGAACGAUAUCGGAGUCUCGACACUAAGCUGAAGUCGAAUCCUCUCUCCUUAGAAGAGAUGAUUUUGAUGACAAUCUAUUCGUGAGACGACGGUGCCUGUCGAGGAGCGGCAGGGCGCGGUCGAGUUGUUACUAGUUACAAGACGAUCACUGUUUUGUUAAUACUUUGUUAUCGUUGAUACCCAUUCGUUGUGUUUUUACAUUUUAAUAUAGUUGUUAAGUACAUAGAUAAUGUCACACGUUAGUUGUCUCGUGAGCCCGGCGGUGGUGCGCCGCGGUACUGACGUCCUCGCGUGCGUCCACAGGCCACGUCUGCUGCCUCCUGUACGCAGUACG